Molecule: messenger RNA, 2109 nt
Organism: Punica granatum (pomegranate)
Lineage: Eukaryota; Viridiplantae; Streptophyta; Magnoliopsida; Myrtales; Lythraceae
Source: RefSeq, a predicted model, not a curated record
UUGAAAUUGAAAUUGAAAUGUGAGACUGCGAUAGAGAGAGAGGCCGAGAGCACAGAAGAGAAGAAUUUUCCCUCCAAAUUCCAUCCUCCGCACGGUUUUGCCGUUGCAAUCCCCUGGCUAGCUUUGCUUUCGGAGAAGGUUUCUGGGGGUUUCGUUCCUUUUGAGGUGACCGGCAUGGACUCCUCCGCACAAAGAUUUCAGCAGAGGCCGCUUUCAAUCAAGCUGUGGCCCCCAACCCAGAGCACGAGGCUAAUGCUCGUGGAACGGAUGACUAAGAACCUGAUUACCCCCUCGGUCCUUUCAAGAAAGUAUGGCCUCUUGAGCAAAGAAGAGGCAGAGGAGGAUGCAAAGAAAAUUGAGGAAUUAGCCUUUGCAGCAGCAACUCAACUGUAUGAGAAGGAGCCCGACGGUGAUGGGAGCUCAGCUGUUCGGCUCUAUGCUAAGGAGUCCAGCAAACUAAUGUUGGAAGCAAUUAAGAGAGGCCCGAGAGCUAAGGUUGAAGGGGAGGUGGCCCUUUCCGAGAGAGGUAUUGCAGCAAAAGAAACGGUUUUCGAUAUUUCAGGAGGUAGAAGAGCGUUUAUUGAUGCAGAAGAAGCUGAGGAGAUACUUAAACCGCUCAAGGAGCAUGGAAAUUCAUACAAGCGAAUCUGCUUUAGCAACAGGAGCUUUGGACUGGAUGCUGCUCGUGUUGCGGGGCCCAUUCUAGCAUCCCUCAAAGAUCAAUUGAUUGAAUUGGAUUUGUCUGACUUCAUUGCUGGACGGCCUGAGACUGAAGCUCUGGAGGUGAUGAAUAUCUUCUCUUCAGCGCUCGAAGGAUGUAUUCUGAGGUAUCUGAAUCUCUCCAACAAUGCUUUGGGAGAGAAGGGUGUGAGGGCAUUUGGGCCGCUUAUUAAAUCGCAGAAUGACUUGCAAGAACUUUAUUUGAUGAAUGAUGGCAUUUCGGAGGAAGCUGCAAAAGCAGUUUGCGAGCUGCUUCCUUCUACUGAAAAUCUUCAGAUCCUUCACUUUCACAAUAAUAUGACGGGAGAUGAGGGUGCUGUUGCCAUUUCCGAGAUAGUGAAGAAGUCCCCAGCUCUAGAGGAUUUCCGGUGCUCUUCCACUCGAGUUGGGUCUGAGGGAGGAGUUGCCCUAGCAGAGGCCCUUGCGAGCUGUAGCAGAAUGAAGAAGCUUGAUCUUCGGGACAACAUGUUUGGGGUUGAAGCUGGAUUAUCCCUGAGUAGGGCUAUUCCUGUAUUUCCCGAUUUAACUGAGAUUUACCUCAGUUACCUGAACUUGGAGGAUGAGGGAGCGGAAUCACUUGCUAAUGCCCUAAAGGAGUCAGCACCUUCUCUGGAAGUCCUUGAGAUGGCAGGUAAUGAUAUCACGGCGAAGGUUGUGCCCUCCAUAGCGGCCUGUGUUGCAGCAAAACAGUUCAUAACAAAGUUGAACCUUUCUGAGAAUGAGCUGAAGGAUGAAGGAGCAGUCUUGAUUGGGAAGGCGUUGGAGGAGGGUCAUGGGCAGUUGGUUGAAGUGGACCUAAGCACGAACUCGAUUAGACGGGCAGGGGCCCGGGUACUGGCCCAGGCAGUCGUGCAGAAGCCUGGGUUCAAGUUGCUGAACAUCAAUGCAAAUUUCAUAUCUGAUGAGGGAGUCGACGAGGUGAAGGAGAUAUUUAAGAGCUGUCCGGAUAUGCUGGGCCCACUUGAUGAGAACGAUCCUGAGGGGGAGGAUCUGGACGAGGAGGAGGGUGAUGAGCAGGAGGGUGGUCCGCACGAGGAUGAAUUGGAAGCAAAGCUUAAGGACCUCGAAAUCAAGCAUUAGAAGGUAGGAUAUGGUUGGAUUUCCAUACUUGGAAACACUUCCAUCGGGGCAUCUAAAUUUAAGAAAUUUUGCUCCUUGUUGGCUAGUUCAGUGUCGAACAUACUUUUUGUCUAAUUUGCUUAGAGAUCAUAGGUCAGACUUUAGUGGGAAAAUUUCCCCUGAAAGAGCUCUACUUGGUAUGAGAUUACUAUGUUCAUAAGAUUUAUGUGACGUUCUCUUUGAAUCCGAGAUUUCUGUUCGGGUAUUAAACUUGUAUCUCAGUGACUCUGUCGAUCAAAACCGAAUGAAUCAGGACCAAUUCUUGGGCUC